Molecule: messenger RNA, 375 nt
Organism: Fusarium vanettenii 77-13-4
Lineage: Eukaryota; Fungi; Ascomycota; Sordariomycetes; Hypocreales; Nectriaceae
Exons: 2
Coding region: 1-375 (124 amino acids)
Source: RefSeq, a predicted model, not a curated record
AUGUCUAGCAACUGCACUCGUACUGGCUCCAAGGCUUCCCGCAAGGCGGCUAAGAACACAGUCUUUGGCGCAACUUCCCACCCUAGCAGCCUCAGUGGGCAAUCGAGCUCUAGUGUAAGAAGGAGCCUGUACAGUGGCUGUGUGGAAACUCAGUCUGCGUGCCUUGAGGCCAACUACGAAGGCCCUUCUGACCGUUCGCAUGCUAUCUUCUAUCAGCCAGAUCAAGGUAUUCAGCCUUUGGUCUCGGAUGUAAACAUGGGCCGUAUUGAGGAGCCAAGAGCGCUCCGCGCUGAGCCUGAACUUCAAUUUGGGACUGUGAUUAGCCUCACCAUCGCCAAUGUUAUUUACGUUAUCAUACAUCAAGACUUGAAGUAG